CCUUCUUAAAGCGGUGAUUGUAGGAAAAUUGCUGCUACGACUUCGAAAACAGAGAAAGAGACAGACAAUAAUUAGAGACUACACAUUGUUCUGUGUCAAUUAUUUUGUUAUUUGAACCGUUGUUAUUUCGUUAAGUUAACCCCCGCAGUAGUUUAUUGACUAAAAACAACCGGAAUAGCCCGACCGGCUUGAUUUGGUCUUCGCUGGGUGGGUUUUAUCCCCGGCUAGUUGGUUAGCCAGCCAGCUAGCUAACUAACGUGAGCAGCAGGCGAGCCUCACAUCAUUUAAACCUACAGAACCUGCUUGGGCUUGGAGCCGUUUGCUUCGUUCUGCGUUCCACGGUUCCACCAUGGAGAAAGAUGCCAGCGAACAGCAGAGGAACGGUGACGCGGCUGCAGACCAGCCCAAGUCAAAGCCUGGAGCCACUGCUCCGUUCAGAUACACCAAGGAAGAGCUUCUGGAUAUAAAGGAGCUGCCGAUUUCCAAUGAACGACCUGAAUGUCUGUCUGAGAAAUAUGACAGUGAUGGCGUCUGGGACCCGGAGAAAUGGCAUGCCUCCCUGUACCCCACCUCAGAGAGAAGCUCCCCAAUUGAAGGCUUUAAAAAGGACUACAUGGAUGAAAGAGUUCAUCUGAAACGCAGAAUCCCAGAUCCCCGUGAGCGGUUGAAGGAGGACGACCUGGACGUCGUGCUCAGCCCACAGCGACGUAGCUUCGGUGGUGGAUGUCAAGGCAACGCUGUAUCCGCAGCCAACAGCCGGCCCCCGGCGAGCCCGCUGGAAAAUAAGGAAAACGAGACUCUCCGUCUCGGAGGGGCUCGCAGAAUUGGCAGCGGGCGCAUCAUCGCUGCUCGGGCCUUUGAGAGAGAAGCUCGUGCAGAGAAGGAGAGGGAGCGGGAGAGAGACUUCAAAGAUAAAAGAUUCAGGAGAGAUUACGGUGACAAGCGCGUGUUUGGUGAAAGGAGGAGGAACGACUCGUACGCAGAGGAGGAGCCGGAGUGGUUCUCCGCCGGCCCCACAAGCCAGUCGGAGACGAUCGAACUCAUCGGGUUUGACGACAAAAUCUUGGAAGAGGACAAACGCAGAAGCAAGCGAUCAAGAAAGCGAACGGACUCUGUGAAGGAAGCGGUGGAAUGCAACGGCGGAAUAGCCGAGGAGCCAGAAGUCCCUCGGCAGUCUACGGCUGAUCAAGAAGUCCCCCAUCCAGAUUUCCUUCCGGAUCAGUCAGCUGGGGACUUUGACUUCAACGAGUUCUUCAACAUAGAGAAAACGAUGCCAGGACUGGCCUCUAUGAUAGAGGAUGUUUUGGGAGAGGGUCCUGUGUCAGUUAGCCGCUUCAGUCAGUGGUUUUCCAAUACCAUGAGCCCUUCAGGCAGCCAGUCCAGCAGUUUGAGGUCCACUCCUCAUGAGGAGCUGGAAAAACUUGCAGGGCUCGACCCACGUUGCACACCUACCAGCCAAGGGUCUGCGCCGUACUUCACACCUAUUCAGCCAUCGGAGGGCAAAGACAAAGUGGACAUCGUGGAGCUGCUGCACAAGGCCAAAAUAGACCUGAAGCCCCUCCUGUCCACGCUGUCCGUCAACAAAGCACGGCUACGAGAAAGCACCAACUCGGGGGUGGUGCUCUCUCUGGAGGAGGUUGAAGGCGAGAUGAAGGGAAUGAAGCUCUGCUCAGAACCACACGUGCGGAAGGUGUCCCCUCCACAGGGGGGGAACGGCACGCCCUUCAUGGCCGAGCACCUGGAGGAGGCUCUGACCGGUGGCUCUCUGAGCCGGCCUCGCUGCCGCGACACAGACAUGUCCGCCUUUAAUAAACUGGUCAGCAGCAUGAAGGCAAGUGGAACUCUGCCAACUCACCCCAAACUCAACACAAACAAUCAACCUUCAGAUCCAAGCGUGGUGCCGCUGUCUGGUCAUGUACCUCCUCAGCAACAGAAAAAUAUAUUUCAGGAGCUCCUCGGUGUUCGUAGUAACUCCCCGACACCUUUAGGCGGUCUGAUGGGCAACUCUGAGGCCUCGGUGACUUCUGGCCAUCAUGGCCUACUGCAUAAGGGCCCGUCACCCCCUCUGUUUCCACAGAGGGCCCCCUCACCUGAUUACUUCAAUAACAGGAUGCAGCCUCCUGCAGGAUUUCCUAUUGGUCCUCACGGUUUGCUGCCAGAACAGUUUGCUGACAUCCACAGGUCCAUGAGUCCUUCUCAGCAGCAGAUGAGGGCGCGGUCUCUACCUGUGAAUCAGGCUGACCUGGAAGUCCUGGCUCUCCAGCAGGACCUUGCUCUUCAUGCCCACCAAUCAUUUCAGUCGGGCUACAAGCACCUACAGGACAGGUCUUUCAGAAAUAGGCCGCAGCGUGUCAACCGUUCCCCUGGACCUCCGCCUGCUGGAAGGACCUCACCAGGCAACGCCGGCAUUAGCAUGCUAUCCCCGUCGUUUACGCCCACAUCUGUGAUCCGUAAAAUGUACGCGUCAAAAGAGAAAAGCAAGGAUGACCAGUCGGCUCGUUCAGAGACUAAGGAGGAAGCAAAUCUAAACUCACAAGAUGGCGGUAGCUCUCCUAACCACCUCCUGGAAUCAAUGGAUGGUAAUGUUGCCCACUCAGUGGGGGUGAAGAUCAACUCCCAAACCCUGCAAAAUAAAGACCAAGAACGUCUCAGGCCUGGCUCCAGCGGACACCACAUGCCUCCGAUGGCGCCUCCGGGGUCGUCUUCAUCCUUUCCCCGUCCCAUCUACCCGGUACCGCUUCUGUCCCACGUCCCCAUGGUGCGGCCUCCUCCUCAGCUCCACCCCAACGUGGUUCAGAGGAUGCUCGCACAGGGGCUCCCGCCCCAGCAGCUUGGACCUGCCCUGAUGCAAGCAGGAAUCUUUCCACCGCAUGUUGACCUCGCACAACUUCAAGGCUUACCUCCGGCCCUGUUGGGACAGCCGCUUUAUCCGUUAAGUGCAUCAGGACUUCUACCUCCCAGGGCCAAUACUCCAAUGCAGUUAGCAGUCAUGCAGCACCAGCAGCUUCAGGGGCAGAGACCGAUGCAUGCCGGCGUACCAGGUGCUCAGUCACAAAGCCAGGGCCUCCACCGGACAAACGGCUCCCAGCGACACGGGGCUAGCCCCCCUCCGGGCCUCGCCAAGUGGUUCGGCUCAGAUGUGCUGGAACAGCCGCUGCCCUCCAUGCCGGCUAAAGUCAUCAGUGUAGAUGAAUUGGAGUUCCGCCCUUAAGAUAAUUAAUCAUUUGCUGGAAAGUGAUGUUUUUUUUUUUGUUUGUUUUUUUUUUUCCCCCUCUGCCCAUCUCCACUUCCUGCUUACCAUGACAAUGUGAACUUUAAUUUGAAAGAUGGUGCACAAUGGGACACUGUAACAAUGCUUUAUUUGAACAGAUGAGUGGAGAUUUAUUUUGCCAGCUCUGUUGUUUUUUUUUUUUUUUCUAUUAGUAAAUAAUGUAAAGGCUCAAUUGUACAGACCAUGAGAGAAUCUUAUUCUGUGUAUAUAGCUUUUUUUUUUUUUUUUUUCCUUGUUUGUUCUCCUCUAAACUUGGGAGGGUGAAGUAGUCCUGCAGUUGAACUUGAAACGGGAGAUGAAUCCGGUAGCAUUCCUUUGUAGUGUCCAUCUUAACCUCUCUGCGAUGAUCAGGGCCGCUGCUGGAGAGCAAUGGUUGGGUAUUUUGAAUUAAUUGGUGCACCCUCCACUAUAUAUUGAGGCAUCCCUAGUGGCUUUUUCCCUGAAGAGGUUAUUUAUGGUUAAACACUGCAGGAGGAUGCAACAAGCUGGUUGUGCCUUUAUCUUUAUUUUUUGUCGUCUCCUCCCCCUCCACCCACUCCCCGGGUUUCCCUUAAUUUCUUCCACUGUAUAUUCUCUCCAAUCCUGUCACAAGAAUUCAGCACUGCUCACUGUCAUUUGAGGGUGUUUGGGAUUCAGCUCUUGUGCUAUUAAGUUAUAAGAAGCACAAAUAGAAUUAAUAAAUAAAACCUUGAGUAAAAAAAAAA
Messenger RNA from Fundulus heteroclitus (mummichog), 3975 nucleotides. It is a transcript of the gene eif4enif1, whose product is annotated as eukaryotic translation initiation factor 4E nuclear import factor 1. Gene Ontology annotation, cellular component: cytoplasm; nucleus. Gene Ontology annotation, molecular function: mRNA binding. Lineage: Eukaryota; Metazoa; Chordata; Actinopteri; Cyprinodontiformes; Fundulidae. Gene Ontology annotation, biological process: negative regulation of translation. The transcript has 19 exons. The record is from RefSeq and is a predicted model, not a curated record. Bases 350 to 3211 code for a protein of 953 amino acids.